Molecule: messenger RNA, 2434 nt
Organism: Melospiza melodia melodia
Lineage: Eukaryota; Metazoa; Chordata; Aves; Passeriformes; Passerellidae
Gene: STMN4
Product: stathmin 4
Exons: 6
Coding region: 141-776 (211 amino acids)
Biological process (GO): neuron projection development; microtubule depolymerization; regulation of microtubule polymerization or depolymerization
Cellular component (GO): cytoplasm; neuron projection
Molecular function (GO): tubulin binding
Source: RefSeq, a predicted model, not a curated record
GUCAUGGGGGGCGCUGGGGACCCCCCGCCCGGGAUCUUCCAAAGCCGCGUUAAAGGAGCCGGGAGAGCGCCGGGAGCAGCGCGACCACCGCCGUGGGGCCCAGGAUCGCUCUUCCUGCAGAAUUCCAAGAUUUCCUCGCCAUGACUCUGGCUGCCUACAAGGAGAAGAUGAAGGAGCUGCCCCUCGUCUCCCUCUUCUGCUCCUGCUUCCUCUCGGAUCCCCUCAACAAACCGACCUACGCCUACGAAGACACGGUGGACCUGACCUGGUGCGUCAUCUCGGACAUGGAGGUGAUUGAGCUCAACAAGCGCACCUCGGGCCAAUCCUUCGAGGUCAUCCUGAAGCCUCCGUCCUUUGACGGAAUUCCCGAAUUCAACGCCUCCCUGCCCCGGCGCCGCGACCCUUCCCUGGAGGAGAUCCAGAAGAAGCUGGAAGCGGCAGAGGAGAGGAGAAAGUACCAGGAGGCGGAGCUGCUGAAGCACCUGGCGGAAAAGCGGGAACACGAGCGGGAGGUGAUCCAGAAGGCCAUCGAGGAGAACAACAACUUCAUCAAGAUGGCCAAGGAGAAGCUGGCGCAGAAGAUGGAGUCCAACAAGGAGAACCGCGAGGCGCACCUGGCGGCCAUGCUGGAGCGCCUCCAGGAGAAGGUCUGUUCCCAACCUCCGCACGGAAAAUCCCACCCUCACCACCUCCAGCUCCCUCCAAAACAUCCGGAGCCCGCCCAGGGCCCUUCUCCGAGCGCCUCCGUUGGGGCAGAGGCGGAGAGCGCCAGAUAAUGCCGGAAAAAUCCCAGCUAAUCCCAGCUCCAAGGGGCUUCCCGGGACGGUUGACGUCUCCCUCGUAGCCAGAGGGCGAGGACAAAGUGUCCCCAAGUGCCACCAGCAGCCCUUAAAGUGACCCCAGGGGAGGAGAGGACGCUUGGGAGGAACCUCGUGCCUUCAACCCCUCCGGAGCCGCUGUCCGUGGGGAUCCCGGAAUCCUGGAACGCGGCUAACGCGUGUUCCCCUCCUCCUCCUCCUCCUCCUCUUCCUCUUCCUCCUCCUUCCUCCUUCCCCUCCUCCUUCCCGAUCCCACAGGACAAACACGCGGAAGAAGUGAGGAAAAACAAGGAGCUCAAGGAAGAGGCCUCCAGGUAAAGAGGCUCAGCUGGGACUGACAGCUCCGGGGAGGUGCCGGAGGCUUCCAGGCAGCUCCAAGGUCGGAAUGGUGUGGGAAUGGUGGACGUUCCUCUGCUUUCUUUGUUCGUGGAUGUGACGAGUUGAGGGGGUGAAGCCAUCGGAGUCGUCGUCGUCGUCGUUCCGGGGGAGGGUGGGGAGGGGAAAAGGGACGAGGGCGGGAAUUUUCGGGAUGCCCACCCCCGGCGUGGGUCCCGCCCCGUCAGCCAGGUCCGGAGGGGACACGAGGAGGUGAUGCCCCGUGGAGAAAUCCCGGGAAUUGCGGAGCGGGUGGGGAGGGAAUUGUGGGAAAUGUGCGUCGUGUGUGACUUUCAUUUGGUGCUGGGCAGGCGGGGGCGGGCGGGAAUCCCUCCGGAGUCUUCUCCAUCCAAUCCCACCCCAUCCCACCCGUGGGCUGCGGCAUCUCUUGGUGUCCCUCCCUCCCUUGUUUUGGGAUCUCUUCCUGGAUUUUUGCCCGUUUUGGGAAGGGGGAGAAGUUUUUUUGCCCACCACCAUUGGAGGUGGUCAGGGAGUGAAAUUCCCUUGCUCCAAAGGUUUUUUUCCCAGCUGUUGGAGAUGCCCAUGGUCCUUCCCAAGGGUGACAUUGGAAAGCCCCAUGAAUUCCCAAAGAAGAUUUUUUUUUGUAAGAACAUCCCAAUAAAACCCAAUCCCAGUGGGAAUUCUUGGGUGAAAUCCCCCCUUUUCCUGGAAGGGACCUUUAGGAUCAUCCGGUUGGAAAACCAUCGGCUCCCGGAGAUGGAGCAGCAGGAGGAGCCAGGGCGGGGCUGUGGAGACCACGGUGGAAGGGAGGGAAUGAGGGAAAAUUUGGGAAAAAGCUUGAGGUGGGAUGGAGCCCUGUGGAGAGCAGGGAAAAAUAUCCAUGGGAACCCCUUGGUGACACCAGGGAGGGUGGAAAACCCCCUCAGUGUUCCAGGAGACUUUUUUUGGGAGCUGCCAUGGAUCCUGGGAGAUCUUUGCCUCCAGGAAAGGUGGGGAGAAGGAAAAUUGGAUUUUCCAGGAGGUGGGGUGGGAAUUCCCUGCUUUCCCAUUUGCUGGAAGUGUUUCCCAGCGCUGCAGCACCCCCAAAAUUCCAACCCGGGUGUGAACGAAGGGUUUGGGUCUCCGCCGUGUCUGGAUGAGACAUUCCGAGCUCCGACCCAAAAUCCUGGGAAAAGGGGGGAAAACGGGAUCGGGGACGGAUUGUGGCACGAGCUGUCCUUUUUUUUGUACACAACGGAUGUAAAUAAAAACUGCCUUGGCCUUUCCUUUGGUUUCCAUGA